CCGAAAAUUACGUAACACCGGAACUCGUGCUUCAGCCAGUCAGCGACCACGAUACAAGCUGGUGGCUUAUGACAAUACUGAAACAUGGAGGCUGGAAGUCGUGUGUGAAUAUUGAGAGCGAGUAAUGUGGCUGGUUGUAUUUGUAAAACAUCGCGUUUGUUUAUAUGUUGUUAUGUUAUACAUUAAGAAGUUGUAAAAUUAGUCUCCGUGGUUAUAGUAUCUUUUGUGUCAGUGUAAGUGUCCUCUGGGGUAAUUUGCAUCUACUUCUAGUCAUUUUUUAAAAGUAGUGCAAAGGAAAAUUCAGAGUGUAGUUUGCGCAAGGUGUAGCAGCACAGUUUAUGUCUGUUUAAUGUUAAGGUAUUAUAACCUGUGCCUUAUUAGACUAGAAUUACAGUUAAGGAAGUGCGCUGCAUUAAACCUGGAGGACAUAUCCGGAAGACGAGCAGCGUGAAAUUUUGCAUGAACUUUUUUUUUUUAAACCUUCUUUGCCGAAAUUAUUGUGCGAUUAAUAAUUGAAAAACCGUCUGAAUUUGGCGAAAAGAUCGAUGCGUGUCGGGCAGGAUUACUGGGAACACUGCCAUAAUUUGAGUUGCAGCUGUGAAGGGAUCAGUGUCGUUUGAGUCAUUUUGGUUUUCCAGUGAAAAUGCUGCUGUCUCUGGUCGUGCACACUUACUCGUUGCGGUACUGGCUUCCAGCGGCAGUGAUGCUGGGCACCGCUCCUGCUUAUUUGCUGUCCUGGAGCGUCUGGCGGCUGCUGUCCACUGUGCUGCCGUCCAGACUCUAUCACACUGUGGAUGACCGUGUGUAUUCAGUUUAUCAGAGUAUGGUCCUGUUCUUCUUUGAGAACUACACGGGAGUGGAGAUUGUCAUUUAUGGGGACAUACCAAAGAAGAAGGAGAAUGUGGUUUACGUGUCAAACCAUCAAUCAACAGCUGAUUGGAUUAUUGCUGACAUGUUAGCCAUCCGACAAAAUGCACUUGGACACGUGAGAUACGUCCUGAAAGAUGGUCUGAAGUGGCUUCCUUUGUAUGGAUGGUAUUUCUCACAGCAUGGAGGUGUGUAUGUGAAGAGAAGUGCCAACUUUGAUGAGAAAGCCAUGAAAAAGAAAUUAUCAUCUCAGACCAAACUGGGUACACCUUCAUCCAAGCCUGUGUCCUGGAAAAGUCUCACAAGUCUGUCUGUUAUGGCCUGCGCAGUUCGGUCAGCACCAAAUUCAAUCAGUCCAAUGAAGUCUGAGAUGUAUCUUGUCAUCUUUCCAGAGGGAACCCGCUACAACCCUGAGCUCCAGAAAAUUAUCAAUGACAGUCAGGAUUUUGCUGCUAAAGAAGGACUUGCUGUGCUGAAGCACGUUUUAACACCAAGAAUGAAAGCAUCACAUGUUGCCAUUGAGACUAUGAAGGAACACCUGGAUGCUGUCUAUGACAUAACCGUUGCAUAUGAGGGAACACUCACAGCAGACGGCCAGAGACAUCCAGCUCCUACAAUGCCAGAGUUCCUGUGCCAGGAAUGCCCCAGGGUGCACAUCCACUUCAGCCGCUUGAACAUGAGGGAGAUUCCUGCAGAGCCAGUGUUCUUCCGCAGAUGGCUGCAUGAAAGAUUUGAAAUCAAGGACAAGCUUCUGACUACUUUCUAUGAUCCUGAAGAUCCUGAGAAAAAGGGCAGGUUCCCUGGAGAAAGCCAAACAUCAAAUCUUAGUCUUACAAAGACAUUGCCUUCUCUGCUGAUUUUGGGUGGCCUCACUUUGCCAAUGCUGUUUACAGAGUCAGGUAGAAAACUCUAUCUCAAUACCUGGCUCUAUGGGACUCUGAUUGGAUGGGUGUGGGUAAGUGUAAGUCCAUAAACUAGCCAUACUGAGUGGGAAAAAAACAUUCUGACCACUCAUAUCAACAAAGAGACACUUUGGUUUCAUCCUUGGAUUCUUCAUUUCUCACCAUAGUUUAUUUUUGGCUCAUAGUAUACUACUAACCAAGAGGAUUAUUUACUAUUUUUCAUUUGUUUUAAUUUAUACUCAACUGGCAGAAGAGGCUGAAACGCUGUGUCUGCACUGCAAACAAGUAUGAGACGCAAAAAAACUAAAAUGUUCCAGUUGUCAGCAUCCAGUUGUACGCUUGCAGCACUGUAGACAGAUGUGAAGAUUUAUAAUAGGAAUGUUUCAGUUUUGUUGCAUGUCAUCAUUCACUUGCGAUGUAGACCCAAUGUGAGGGUUUCCAUAUGAUCUGAGCUCAAUUGUAAUCUGAAAUGCACAAAUGGAUAACAAUAUGGAACACAGAGACAAUGUUUGGUAUUAAGGUUGUCUAUAUCCAUAGCAGUCUUGAAACAUUUGUCAUUUAACCAUAUCAUUGGCCAUGUGUUUAAAUUUCCGGUAUGCAAGUUUUUUUUGUGUGUGUGGUUCUGAAUAUUCUAAAAUCAGUUGUGUUUACGGGGUCUGUAUUUCAUCAUCCUGAUGUUUUUUUUUUUUUGGGGGGGGGGGGGGAUAUUUGGAGUAUUUUAUUAUUUUAUGCUGAUUUCCAUUAUGUAAUGCAGGUGUUUUUUUUUUUUUUAUUGUUAUGCACUGGGUUUUGAUUGUAUGGGUUUUGACUUGUAUUUUUUACAUUUUUAUUUGAUUUGAUGCCAAGAUCUAAAAAGCCUGUCAGAUAUGGGCUUUUUAUUGUCAGCUUUUGCACUGUUGCUAAAUAUUUCACAGAUAGUUGCCAAACUUGCUGGUUGCAGGAGUAUUAAAGAUUGUUCAGUCAAUA
Messenger RNA from Cyprinus carpio (common carp), 2735 nucleotides. Its product is annotated as 1-acyl-sn-glycerol-3-phosphate acyltransferase epsilon-like. NCBI's taxonomy places the organism in Eukaryota, Metazoa, Chordata, Actinopteri, Cypriniformes, Cyprinidae. Gene Ontology annotation, cellular component: mitochondrion; endomembrane system. Gene Ontology annotation, molecular function: acyltransferase activity. The record is from RefSeq and is a predicted model, not a curated record.